Erythranthe guttata (spotted monkey flower) is the source of this 1619-nucleotide messenger RNA. Its product is annotated as F-box/kelch-repeat protein At1g57790. NCBI's taxonomy places the organism in Eukaryota, Viridiplantae, Streptophyta, Magnoliopsida, Lamiales, Phrymaceae. Gene Ontology annotation, molecular function: protein binding. The record is from RefSeq and is a predicted model, not a curated record.
UGUUGUUGGGAAGAAAAGGUUUUUUUGUUAGAAAUCUCUCACGCUCUGACAUCAAUCAUUCUUACCUUAGCCCUCUCCUUUCCCAACCCUUCUUCUCUCUUCAUUUCGCCCACACACACACACACACACACACACUGAGUUUUAAUAAAAACCCAAAAAAAAAAAAAAAUUUAAAAUUAAAUAAAAAUUCAAUCUGGGUUGUGGCAAUUAUGGCUGGGCGAAGAAGAAAGAAGAUGAAAUUAUUGGCCGAAACAAUUAGACACAGCAAAAAGCUCUCGAAGCAUGAGCCGAUAGACGAGCAACAAGAAACGCAAACACAGACCGAUCUUCCAACAGAGCUCAUGGAACUAAUCCUCUCCCAACUGACCUUAAAAGACAACAUUCGCGCGUCGGUUGUCUGCAAAAGAUGGCUCUCUGUAGCACUCUCCGUGAGAAAAUCCAACAAACCACCGUGGCUGAUGUUCUUCCCCAAAUUCGGCAACCUCUACGAAUUCUACGAGCCCUCCAAACGCAAAACCUAUUUCCUCGACCUGCCCGAGCUAAACGGGUCCCGCAUUUGCUACGCCAGAAACGGGUGGCUCCUCCUCUACAAGCCGAGAACUCAGUCAGUAUUCUUCUUCUGCCCUUACACACGAGACUCCAUCGCUUUGCCUACCCUAGAACUAACCUACCAAAUAGUCGCCUUCUCCGACGCCCCAACUGCCGCCAGCUGUAUCGUCUUCACGGUCAAGCACGUCAGCCCCACCGUGGUGGCGGUCAGCACCUGCCGCCCCGGAGCCACCGCGUGGGCCACCACCAACUACCAGAACCGCCUCCCGUUCGUUAGCAGCAUUUGGAAUAAGCUCGUUUUCUGCAAGGGUAUGUUUUAUUGCUUGAGCCUGACUGGCUGGCUGGGGGUCUACGACCCCCAGAAGAGCACUUGGGCGGUGCAUUCGGUGGCACCGCCCAAGUGCCCGGAGAAUUUCUUCGUCAAGAAUUGGUGGAAGGGGAAAUUCAUGGCGGAGCACGACGGGGAUAUUUUCGUAAUUUACACUUGCUCGGCGGUGAACCCCGUUAUAUAUAAGCUGGACCAGGCCAAGAAAGUGUGGGUGGAGGUUGAGAAUUUAGGCGGGAUGACUUUGUUUGCGAAUUUUUUGUCGUCUUGUGCUAGGAUGGAUCUUCUUGGAACAAUGAGAAAUAAUGUUUAUUUCUCGAAGGUUCGAUUUUAUGGUAAGAGAUGCGUUUCGUAUUCAUUGGAGAAUGGUAGGUAUUAUCCGCGAAAGCAGUGUUAUGAUUGGGGUGAACAAGAUCCUUUCGAGAGUGUUUGGAUCGAGCCGCCGGAAGAUCUUUCGACUUUUCUUUGAAAGUCAAGUAGCCGUUGUACUCGCUGAAUGUUGUUUUAGUGAUUUUUUUUUUAUCUUUUUUUCGGCCGUCGCUGCCAAAUAAUCAGUAGUUAUCACACCCAAUGUAGCUGCCCCCUUUUUUUUUUUUUUUUCUUUUUUCCUCACCUUAAUGUUGUUUAUUAUCGCUAUGAUUUUCGUAAUUUAGGGUAUGUAAACUGCAAGCUAUAAUGCUUAGGUACGAUGUUGUAAUACAUUUUAAUCGACAUUUAGAUUAUAAGUAUUUGUCUUCUACUUUUC